UCAGGUUCAGUUUAGUCGGACCUGCGGGUUUUUGUGGUGCGUUCCAAAAUACACCCCGAACUUUAGAGUAAAUAAUAUACACAUUAUUCUGUCUUUUUGGCCUUUUAGGUUAUUAGAAACAUUCGUAUCUUCACGAUACAUAAAAUCGCCUCGAUUGAGUUAAUAUUUUACUUACAUAGGUACCGGAAAGGACGUCAUCAGUUUUGUUUUCGAAUAAACACACUGUCAAGUUGUAUGUACCUACAUAUAUUCUUAAAAAUCAAUCUGCGAAUCGCGUGCGAUUCAAGUGCUUCUAUUUCGCUUCCUAUAUAGCUCCGAAAACUCAGCUGUUCGAACUAUUUGUUUUCGUUCCCGAUAUACGAUCAGUGCCUGAUUCUGCAAUCGCGUAAUUAUACAAGAAGCUCGUAUCAAACGGCGUAUGCGUAUAUAUAUAUGUGCAGCAUCGGUAACACACUUGCACGUAAUUUUCAUCAGCAGCAUCAUCUAGGAAUUGUUAGGAGAAGAAGGACAAGGUCGUGAAAGUAGUGAACAACAAGAACUGGAUUCCGUGCUGUCCAAGCGAAGGGCGAGGAUUGCCGUCCCGUCACCGUCGUCAGCUGCACUGACAUCCACCGUUGCGAUGGGCAGCAAGGGAGAGGACUCGAUGUCCGAGUGCGAGCCCUGCAACAGGGACACCCACUACACGCCACCUAGUUCCGACACCAUACAGACGAAACCCUUUCCCAUCAGAGGCGAACGGGCCAAUUUCGUGAACAAGCCGCACGUGAUAGCGAUGGUUGGACUGCCGGCGCGGGGCAAGACGUACAUAUCGAAGAAGCUCUGCCGGUACCUCAACUGGAUCGGCAUAAGCACGAAGGUGUACAAUCUCGGGGAGUACAGGAGACACGCGACCACGGCUUACCAGUGCCACGAUUUUUUUCGGCCCGACAACAUCAAGGCCAUGGCCAUACGCACCCAGUGCGCCAUGGACGCGCUCAACGACGUCUGCCAGUGGCUCGAGUCCGGGGACGGCGAGGUGGCCGUCUUCGACGCUACCAACUCGACGGUCGAGCGUCGCCAGCUCAUACGGGACAUCGUCGUCAAGAAGAUGGGCUUCAAGCUCUUCUUCGUCGAGUCGGUCUGCAACGACCCGGAGAUUGUCGAGCAAAACAUCAUGGAGGUGAAAGUGAGUAGUCCCGACUACGCAAACAUGAACAAGGAGGCGGUACUGGCGGACUUUAUGCUGCGCAUCGAGCACUACCAGGAAAAGUACCAGCCCCUGGACGAGGAGUACGAGAGCGACCUGUCGUUCAUGAAGAUCUACAACACGGGCGAGAAGGUGCUGGUUCACAAGCACGAGGGCCACAUACAGUCGCGCAUCGUCUACUACCUGAUGAACAUACACAUUGUGCCGCGCACCAUUUACCUGACGAGGCACGGGGAGAGCUUGAUGAACCUCGACAGCCGAAUAGGCGGUGACUCGGACCUCAGCGAGCGUGGCCGGGAGUACGCCAAGGCGCUCGGAGAUUACAUAGCCGAGCAGGAGAUUCAAGGUCUCAGGGUAUGGACGAGCUGGCUCAAACGGACCAUACAGACGGCCGCGCACGUCGUCGCGCCCCAGGAGAGGUGGAAGGCCCUCAACGAGAUCGACGCUGGAAUAUGCGAGGAGAUGACAUACGAGGAGAUCGCGAGCAAGUACCCGAGCGAUUUCGCCGCGAGGGACCAAAACAAAUUUUCUUACCGCUAUCCGCGAGGAGAGAGCUACGAAGACUUGGUCGCGCGUCUCGAGCCCGUCAUCAUGGAACUCGAGCGCCAGGGCAACGUUCUCGUCGUCAGCCAUCAGGCCGUGCUGCGCUGCCUGCUUGCUUACUUCCUUGAUAAAAACGCCGAUGAACUGCCGUACUUGCAGGUACCGCUGCACACCAUAAUAAAAUUAACGCCCGUGGCUUACGGCUGCAAAGUGGAGAACAUACGCUUGCCGAUAGAUGCAGUGGAUACACACCGACCGAAACCAAAGAUACCAGGCUACCUUGAGGAGCGCUUCCGAAGAAAAGGCAAGAAUCUUCGAACGUGAUAACGUGGAUCUGACUGCGUUCAAGAAUUUCCUCGGAAACAUAUUAAAUAGCUGUCCUUCAAGUGACAAAACAUAGACGCAUUAUUGACAGAAGAAACGGAAGACGAUAAAAAAGAGCAUUUUGUCCAGGCAGCUGGCUGUCGUUCGACAAAUUUGCAAAGGAAUCAAAAUCGAGGUUUAAGAAGGGAAAAAAAAAAAAAAAAAAAAAAAA
Messenger RNA from Copidosoma floridanum, 2264 nucleotides. It is a transcript of the gene Pfrx, whose product is annotated as 6-phosphofructo-2-kinase/fructose-2,6-biphosphatase. The record is from RefSeq and is a predicted model, not a curated record. NCBI's taxonomy places the organism in Eukaryota, Metazoa, Arthropoda, Insecta, Hymenoptera, Encyrtidae. Gene Ontology annotation, biological process: fructose 2,6-bisphosphate metabolic process; fructose metabolic process. Gene Ontology annotation, cellular component: cytosol. Gene Ontology annotation, molecular function: 6-phosphofructo-2-kinase activity; fructose-2,6-bisphosphate 2-phosphatase activity; ATP binding.